CUGGAGGAGAAGGAGAAGGAAGAGGAGGAGGAGAAUCAGAAGGAGAAAGAGAAGGAGGGGGAGGAAGAGCAGAAGGAGGAGGAGAAGAAGAACGAGAAGGAGGAGGAGAAGGAGGAAAAGAAGAAGGAGAAUAAAUUGGAGGAGAAAAAUAAGAAGAAGGGAGAGGAGGAGAAGGAGGAUUAGAAGGAGGAAGAGAAGGAGGGAAACGAGGAGGAGCAGAAUUGA
Molecule: messenger RNA, 225 nt
Organism: Nerophis ophidion (straightnose pipefish)
Lineage: Eukaryota; Metazoa; Chordata; Actinopteri; Syngnathiformes; Syngnathidae
Source: RefSeq, a predicted model, not a curated record